UAGACGCUGGAGUAGAAUUGUAGUUGAAGCUGCACUUCUCAUUUCUUUGAUAGUGAUGGGAGUUAAAACCCAGCAGUCAUGUCCACUCUUCAACGCUGCCUCAUGUCCAAUGAACCGUUCCACCCCCUCGUGUGUGGAUGGCUGGAUCGGAUACCGAGGGAAAUGUUACUAUUUCUCAGAGGCUGAAGGGAACUGGAACAACAGCCAGAGCCAGUGCUCUGCCCUCAGUGCCUUCCUGGCUGUGAUUGACACCCAGCAGGACCUGGACUUCGUGCUGCGAUAUAAAGGCACCACAGAUCCGUGGAUUGGUCUCCGGAGGGGCUCCGAUCAUCACUGGAAAUGGGCAAAUGGCACCAAAUUCAGCAGCCUAUUUGAAGUCAGAGGAGAUGCAAACUGCGCAUUUCUGACGGAGACUGCUGUCAGCUCUUCAAGGUGCUACACCGUGAGAAGCUGGAUCUGCAACAAAUCGUAUGCGUAA
This is a messenger RNA of Gopherus flavomarginatus (Mexican gopher tortoise), 478 nucleotides long. Its product is annotated as early activation antigen CD69-like. Bases 56 to 478 code for a protein of 140 amino acids. Lineage: Eukaryota; Metazoa; Chordata; Testudines; Testudinidae. The transcript has 4 exons. The record is from RefSeq and is a predicted model, not a curated record.